Penicillium robsamsonii is the source of this 444-nucleotide messenger RNA. It is a transcript of the gene tpcK, whose product is annotated as decarboxylase tpcK. NCBI's taxonomy places the organism in Eukaryota, Fungi, Ascomycota, Eurotiomycetes, Eurotiales, Aspergillaceae. Gene Ontology annotation, molecular function: oxidoreductase activity. The transcript is spliced from 3 exons. The record is from RefSeq and is a predicted model, not a curated record. The coding region runs from base 1 to 444 and encodes 147 amino acids.
AUGACAUUCGUUGAGCCCGAAAUCCUGGAGCAGCCGUCUGGCGCAACAGCCGGCAUGUAUCUCUGUCUGACCAUCUGCGGGUAUCGCAAGCCUGGUAUGAGUGAGGAAGACUACCGCAACCACAUGGUGAAUAUCUCGGCGCCAAUGACUAAAGGCCUAAUGGUUAAGUAUGGAGUGAAAAGAUGGACUCAGAUUCACAACUCAAGUUCAACUCGGGCCUUGAUGCCGCAGCUAUUUGACCCACAGAUGGCCAAUGUUGCCGACUUUGACUGCUUCAGCCAGGUGGUGUUCAAUGACAUUGACGACUACAAACGGAUGAAACAGGACCCAUGGUACAAGGAGCAUCUUGUUGGUGAUCAUGAGAAGUUUGCUGAUACCAAGAGGAGGUGGGUUGAGGAGUUCGUGAGAGAUGGGAAGGUCGUCGAUGGCUUCAAGGACUGCUAG